UGCAGGGCUGCUGUUGCAGGAGAUGACCAUGGCAGGGUUGCAUGAGCUGCGCUUCACUGAGGAGAAGCCACUGCUGCGGGGCCAGGACGCUGAGCUGGACAACUCGGAUGUCUUCCUCUCCACAGAGGACACAGACUGGAAGGAACAUGACAUUGAGACCCCCUAUGGGCUGCUGCACGUGGUCAUCCGGGGCUCUCCCAAGGGGAAUCGCCCAGCCAUCCUGACAUACCAUGACGUGGGCCUCAACCACAAGCUUUGCUUCAACACCUUCUUCAACUAUGAGGACAUGCAGGAGAUUACAAAGCACUUUGUGGUGUGCCAUGUGGAUGCACCGGGCCAGCAGACAGGAGCGUCGCAGUUCCCUCAGGGGUACCAGUACCCAUCCAUGGACCAGCUGGCUGCCAUGAUCCCCAGUGUGGUGCAGCACUUCGGGUUCAAGUACGUGAUCGGGAUUGGUGUUGGGGCAGGAGCCUACGUGCUGGCCAAGUUUGCGCUCAUCUUCCCUGACCUGGUCGAAGGACUGGUCCUCAUGAACAUCGACCCCAACGGCAAAGGCUGGAUUGACUGGGCAGCUGCCAAGCUCUCUGGUCUCACCAGCACACUGCCAGACACUGUCCUGUCACACCUCUUCAGCCAGGAAGAGCUGAUGAACAACACGGAGCUGGUGCAGAGCUACCGGCAGCAGAUCAGCAGCGUGGUGAACCAGUUCAACCUCCAGCUCUUCCUCAACAUGUACAACAGCCGCAGGGAUCUGGAUAUCAACCGGCCUGGGACUGUGCCCAACGCCAAGACACUGCGCUGCCCUGUGAUGCUGGUGGUCGGAGACAAUGCACCUGCUGAAGAAGGGGUGGUGGAGUGUAACUCCAAGCUGGAUCCCACCAACACCACCUUCCUGAAGAUGGCUGACUCUGGUGGGCUGCCCCAGGUCACACAGCCUGGCAAGCUGACCGAGGCCUUCAAGUACUUCCUCCAGGGCAUGGGCUACAUGCCAUCUGCCAGCAUGACCCGUCUGGCACGCUCCCGCACGGCCUCCCUCACCAGCGCCAGCUCAGUGGACGGCACCCGUCCGCGUGCCUGCACCCACUCGGAGAGCACCGAGGCUGUGGGGCAGAUCAACCACACCAUGGAGGUAUCGUGCUGAGGUCCACACCUGCCACCAGCGUCUUCUCCAGAGCCAUCUCCUGUCCAUCAGCAUACCACCAGCACCCGCCUGCCCUGUCAACAUACUCCACCAGGGCCUUUACUUC
This is a messenger RNA of Nestor notabilis (Kea), 1247 nucleotides long. It is a transcript of the gene NDRG4, whose product is annotated as NDRG family member 4. Gene Ontology annotation, cellular component: cytoplasm. The record is from RefSeq and is a predicted model, not a curated record. Gene Ontology annotation, biological process: positive regulation of ERK1 and ERK2 cascade; signal transduction; brain development. Bases 23 to 1141 code for a protein of 372 amino acids. The transcript has 15 exons. Lineage: Eukaryota; Metazoa; Chordata; Aves; Psittaciformes; Psittacidae.